CCAGAAGAGCUAUAUAUGGAUCGGAUAAUGAGAUUGGAUGCAGAUCCGAACAUGUACUGGUUAGGCAGGUUUCGUGGGCAAAAGAGUAAGCUCACAAGUUCGUUGAUGUUUGCCACAUUUUGUUCGUCAAUGACGUCGUUCCAGUUUGGUUACAGUAUUGGGUGCAUUAACGCCCCGAAAAGGAUGAUAACGGAAUGGAUCAUGGUUUCGCAUGAGAAGAUGUUUGAAGAGAAACUCGAUCAAGGAAGGGCAGAUCUGACAUUCCAAACGAUAGUUGCCCUAUUUGGAGUGGGCGGAGCAGUCGGGGGAUUGAUUUCGGGAGUGCUGGCCAACGCAGCUGGUAGAAGAGGCUGUCUGCUCUACACGAACAUCAUUGCUUUCCUUGCUGCUGCUUUUAUGGGUACAGCAAAGUAUGCCGGCAUUUACACUAUGAUGUACCUCGGACGCUUUUUCAUUGGGAUCUACGUAGGUAUCUCGGUAGUCGUGCCUAUGUAUCAAAUAGAAAUCGCGCCAACAAAAUAUCGUGGAUUCAUCGGCUCAUUUCAUCAACUUCUCAUCUGUGCCUCCAUUCUUUUCUCCCAGCUUAUGGGCCAUCCGAUGCUACUUGGCACACCGGAAAGAUGGCCGCUUAUUUUUGGUUUCAUUGCCAUACCUGCUAUUGUACAAGUUAUCACAUUGCCGAUGAUUCCCGAAUCACCACGGUUCACUUUGUGUAUCAGAGGUGACGUAGAACAAGCCAGGGAAGAUUUGGAGAUCUUACGAGAAACACGAAAUGUCAGCGCUGAAAUUGUCAGCAUGAAAGCUGAGGCGGCUGCGGUAUGGGAUACGUUACUCGAUCGACCAUCGAUGUUGGAUAUGUUUCGUAAAGAACUCCGACAGCCCACGAUGAUUGUCAUUGUAAUGAUGAUAUUUCAACAGUUAACAGGAAUCAACGUUGUCAUGUUCUACUCGACAAUGAUCUUCGAAGAUGUCGGUCUGAACGGUGGAGAUGCCAUCUUCGCCACCAUCAUGGUGGGCACAGUGAAUCUUCUGACAACGUUCAUACAAAUGUAUUAUAUUGAUCGACCAAAAUGUGGUCGCAAAUCACUAUUGAAGUUGGGUACUAUCGGAAUGAUCAUAACGACUUUGUCUUUGACAGUAUCAAUUACUUAUAAGGAAAUGGCCAUUGCAAAGUAUAUCAGCGUUGCAUCGGUCAUGAUUUUUGUUUUUUCAUUCGCUCUUGGACCAGUUAAACCUCAAUUAGAGGAACAAGAGGAUGGAACUGUUAUUCGUGCGCACCGGGCCCCAAACUUCCGCGCAGGAAUCACCACUGGUUUACUUGGAAGUGUCAUUACUUUGGGAUCUCCAUGGGAAUUAGCCGAUAUUGUCAAAAGCUGUUGUAUCCAAGAGGAAAUAACGCUUUUCUACGUUUAUACUCGUUCUGAUAUCCAGUACCGUUCUGCAUAG
Messenger RNA from Haemonchus placei, 1446 nucleotides. The record is from the annotation of a GenBank genome assembly. Lineage: Eukaryota; Metazoa; Nematoda; Chromadorea; Rhabditida; Trichostrongylidae.